GCGAAAUUUCAACCUCAAAGCAGGCGGCAGGAUCCCCCCUCCCCCCCACCGCAGACCACCAAGGCAGCACGAAAGACGAAAAAACCAACGACGAUUGAGAGUCCGCCCCCGGCUGGACAGCAACAACCAUCAACAUGCCUCAGAACGAGUACAUGGAGAGGUGGCGUAAGCUGCACGGCCGCCGCCUCGACCACGAGGAGCGCACGCGCAAGCGCGCCGCCCGCGAGGGCCACAAGGCGUCGCAGGAUGCGCAGAACCUGCGGGGCCUGCGGGCGAAGCUGUACCAGAAGAAGCGGCACAACGAGAAGAUCCAGAUGAAGAAGGCCAUCAAGGCGCACGAGGAGCGCAACGUCAAGACGGCAGACGAGAAGGAGCCGUCGACGCCGAUGCCGUCGUACCUGCUGGACCGGACGAACCCGACGACGGCUAAGGCGCUGAGUAGCGCUAUCAAGAACAAGCGGGCGGAGAAGGCGGCCAAGUUCAGCGUGCCGCUGCCCAAGGUGCGGGGCAUCAGCGAGGAGGAGAUGUUCAAGGUGGUCAAGACGGGCAAGAAGGUGCAGAAGAAGGCGUGGAAGCGCAUGGUCACGAAGCCGACGUUUGUGGGGCAGGACUUUACGCGCCGCAACCCAAAGUACGAGCGCUUCAUCCGGCCCAUGGGCCUGCGGUACAAAAAGGCCAACGUGACGCACCCGGAGCUGGGCGUCACGGUGCAGCUGCCCAUCAUCAGCGUCAAGAAGAACCCGCAGAACCCGCUGUACACGCAGCUCGGCGUCCUGACAAAGGGCACCGUCAUCGAGGUCAACGUCAGCGAGCUGGGCCUGGUCACAGCCGGCGGCAAGGUCGUCUGGGGUCGCUACGCCCAAGUCACCAACAACCCGGAGAACGAGGGCUGCAUCAACAGCGUGCUGCUGGUGUGAGGUCCUCCCUUUUCGCUCCUGAGGGAUGUGAGAUGGCGGCGGCGGCGGCGGUGGUGGCGGCGGCGGUGUUGUCACCUCAUUGUACUGGGCGUUGGCGGCGUUGGGUCAAUUUUCAAACAAGUUGCUCUGCGGUUUUUGCUUGCUUCACUGGCAAGACGGGUCGGGCGAUGCUAUACUGGGCAGAGGCAUACACGACUGAGAGCGGUCGGAUCUGACUAUACCAUACAUAGAGCAUGCCUCCUCAUAUGAGAC
This is a messenger RNA of Purpureocillium takamizusanense, 1169 nucleotides long. It is a transcript of the gene NSA2, whose product is annotated as Ribosome biogenesis protein. NCBI's taxonomy places the organism in Eukaryota, Fungi, Ascomycota, Sordariomycetes, Hypocreales, Ophiocordycipitaceae. Gene Ontology annotation, cellular component: preribosome, large subunit precursor; nucleolus. The coding region runs from base 135 to 917 and encodes 260 amino acids. The transcript is spliced from 2 exons. The record is from RefSeq and is a predicted model, not a curated record. Gene Ontology annotation, biological process: maturation of LSU-rRNA; maturation of 5.8S rRNA.